Alternaria rosae is the source of this 1324-nucleotide messenger RNA. RefSeq lists its product as uncharacterized. NCBI's taxonomy places the organism in Eukaryota, Fungi, Ascomycota, Dothideomycetes, Pleosporales, Pleosporaceae. The record is from RefSeq and is a predicted model, not a curated record. Bases 1 to 1131 code for a protein of 376 amino acids. The transcript is spliced from 3 exons.
AUGUCGGGCCCAACCCCUCCUGCUACCUUCAACUCUUCCCCUGCGCCGAUCGACCAAGACUGGGUAGAUGCUGAGCUCGUCCCCUUCCUUCAGCGGGUCUACCCGGAGGAGCGCAAGACGACGAUGGACUGGAACCGCGCUAUUGUUUUCGGAAGGCAAUGCCUGGAUCGCCUCGAUCAAUAUGAAGAUUUCCCGUUCACGAUCGAACGUCUUCGCCUCUGCCUCCUCAAUUCCGAACUCUUGACACCGGCGGAAAUGUCAAAGUUUAUACCCAUCACCGAGCGAGGCAGCCAGCACUGUCUCCGUAUCUUCGCUCGCCACGCCAUCGUGCACGGACCAUACAUGUUGUACUCCUUGGGAGAGGACCCGAGUCAGGAGUUUCCUCGACCACAGCAGACGGGUACUGGACAGGCCCCUUCGCCUUCAGCUGCGCCUGCGCUACCGCGCGCUGCUUCUGUCGCAUUGCUCGAGGCCCGGAAUGUUACGUUGGAGAGGGAACUGGCUAGCCUCAGUAUGAGGGUUGAUCAGGCUGAACGAGGUCAUGAGAAUGGUCGCGGAAAUGGUCGUGGAAAGGGUUCGGGUGUUCAUAGGGGUCGGCUUUCACAGCCUGGUGGUGGUUCGGAUCGUGGCGGCCGUUUCAAUCAAGGCCCUGGUGUGCCUCCAAUGGUACAACAGACGCCGUCUGGUCUCGCUCCGAAUGCUCCUCAGGGCUACUAUCCUUACCCCAAUCCUCAGUAUGCGUAUGGUAGUCCCUACAUGGCUGCGACGGCCAUGGGUAGCUACCCUAUGCAGCCUUACCAACAGCAGCCCUUGAUCAACCCAGGACAGCAACAUGGCGGUGGCUGGACUGGUAGCCAAAUGAUGUAUUCUACCCACCAAGACUACUCUUCGCAGACGGGAACAAGCAGCGGUUUCGCGAUGCCGCCGCAGCAGGUUAGCAACCCGUAUCAUCAAGGACAACCAACUCAGCGUGGCCGUGGAUCUUCAAGAGGCCAACGAGGACAAGCGCCAUCUCCUCAAGGUCUUUCGGCUCCUCCUCAGCAGCCACCUUCAGGAUCAGGUGCGAGCACUCACGUGCCUCGCCCUGACGCGGAAGAGUUCCAUCCAGCAUCCGGAAAUGGCUACAACUGAUUCGGGACGGUUGAUUAGAAGUCAGAAGACUUUCUCCGGCAAGUGAGAUUUCGGAGAGACCGAGAAGAGGAGAGAUAAGGACAAAAGUUUUUGAAAGGGUGGUCUGCAGCUGAUAGCAGUUUGCCUCAGUGGAUGUUACCACCUUGGUCCACUCGGAAGUAGAUACCCAUAGAUGUCAAAUCAAAAGAAAUUC